This is a messenger RNA of Cicer arietinum (chickpea), 902 nucleotides long. RefSeq lists its product as uncharacterized. NCBI's taxonomy places the organism in Eukaryota, Viridiplantae, Streptophyta, Magnoliopsida, Fabales, Fabaceae. The record is from RefSeq and is a predicted model, not a curated record.
UCUAAUCAUCAAUUUAUGUGUGUUCCCUUCCCCCACAACAAAACUAGCGAGAGAGAAGAAAGCAAACAUCGCCACAUUCACUUUGUCUCUCCCUCCCUCUCGCUCUACACAUUUCAGGACACAAUGGCCGCCACGGUGAAACAGAUGUCCUUGAUUGUGUCAGCGUUUGGCGUCGCGUCUUUCUUUUUCGGGGUUAUUGCAGAAAACAAGAAGCCUGCAGCGGGAACACCAGUACGUGGUAAUGACGGUGUCUCUGUCACGUGCAAUUAUCCAUCUGAUCCAACUGUUGCAUUGGGGUGUCUUUCGGUAAUAUUUCUUAUUGCCUCCACUGUUGUUGGGUAUCUAUCUUUGUUUUACCCUUACAAAGGAAAGGUUGUUCCACAAGGGGUUUUGUUAAAACACACUUCUUUCACAGCAUUCUUCAACAUUGCGUUGUUUACUGCUGGAUUAGCUGCAAUGUUCUUGUUAUGGCCAAUAAUCACCGAACAGAUUCACUUGACAAGCAAUGUGCAUCUUGAUGUCAACUACGAAUGCCCUACAGCUAAAACCGGUCUCUUGGGAGGUGGUGCUUUUUUAUCUCUUGAUUCAUCUCUCUUUUGGUUGGUUGCGCUUAUGCUAGCAGAUAAUGCUCGGGAGGAUUAUUUUGAAGAACAAGAAGAAGGAAAUAAGGGUGAAUCUAAUUCUGAUGUUGGAGUUAUGUAAGCAACUCAAGUUAGUCGAACUUGAACCAAUAUGUUUGCAUCAGUAGUUCGGUACUUUUGUAAGUUACUUUUAAUGCAUGGUGCCAACAAUUAACUGAAAUUUAAAUGUAAAUAUAUUUAAAUGGUUCUCUAAGCACGUUUAUUGUGCUUCAGUUACAUAGUUGUUUUAAAAAAAAAAUUUAAAGAUUCCUUAUCGAUGAA